UUGGCGCUCAAGCUUGCUCUCUUUCUCUUUUGCGGCUUCCCCCUCCCAGCCCUUUAUUUCACUACCUGCAGUUCUCUCUUCCUUUUCCUGCUAUACUGAACCACGAUGACCACGCCGGCUAUUAUCGGAGGAGUCACUGCUGCUGCAUUCAUUGUAGUCAGCGUUUUCACAUACAAGUACAUGCGGAAACAAUCCAAGGCCAGGCGCAAAAAGGGCGCCAUGCGGCUAGACGACGAAGAGCCGAUGAUCGAGACAAGCAGCAUUCUCCAGGCGCCGCCGCUGCCCCCACGGACUCACAGCUCCGCCGCAUCGCUACGAUCCUUUAGUUCGUCGAUAAGCAGCAUGUUCGAUGCAAAGUCUGAAGAACUGCCACCCUACUCGCCUAUAGACCCGGCGCUGCUCAGAUUCGACGACGAAUCGGACACCGACAUAGUGGCCAUGCCACCUCGCGCACAUGUAUAAUCCACCACCACCCGCUUUUCCUUAUUUACGACAAUGUAUUUUUU
This is a messenger RNA of Linderina pennispora, 506 nucleotides long. RefSeq lists its product as uncharacterized. The transcript has a single exon. NCBI's taxonomy places the organism in Eukaryota, Fungi, Kickxellomycota, Kickxellomycetes, Kickxellales, Kickxellaceae. The coding region runs from base 106 to 462 and encodes 118 amino acids. The record is from RefSeq and is a predicted model, not a curated record.